CUUUUCUCCCUCUCCUCGCUUUGAAUGUGCUUGUCAGUCACAGCUGGCUAGUUGGCUGUCCUCGAGUUAAGCAACAUCGGUGUGUAAACUGGGAAAGAGCAAGUUGCUGCAGGGAUUUCUCGGAGCCGAGCCGAGCGUCAGUAAAGAUCCAAAAUGCUGAAAAGAGGAUGAAUCCUUCAGGUCAUCGAAGACAUCGACGUGUCUUUGUUGCUGCCUGUCCCCGGCGGCCUCAUCUGCCUCCCCAAAGUUAACAUCUCCCCCCCUCCUCCCCUGCAAGUGGUCAUCCAAGAGGGUAGGAAAGGCAAUCCAGCCCCCUGUAAAUAUGCCUGGAUGGAGGUCUCAGUGGCGUCUGGUCCUGCUGAACUCCCUUACCUGUGGCCUGGAGAUCUGUGUGGCAGCAGGAAUCACAUAUGUGCCACCACUGCUGCUGGAGGCCGGUGUGGAGGAGCGUUACAUGACGAUGGUUUUAGGUAUUGGCCCAGUGCUUGGCCUCCUGUUCACCCCUUUGAUUGGCUCAGCCAGUGACAACUGCAACAGCAGUUACGGAAGAAGGAAGCCCUUCAUCUGGCUGCUGUCUCUGGGAGUCCUUUUGUCCCUUUUUAUCAUUCCCCAUGCUGACAUCCUGGCUGCACACCUUGCCUGGGGAGGACACACCUUCCAGGUUGCUUUCCUCAUCCUUGGAAUUGGCCUUCUUGACUUUUGUGGACAAGUUUGCUUCACACCAUUGGAGGCGCUCCUAUCAGACCUGUAUCGAGACGGGGAGGACUGUAACCAAGCCUUUGCGAUGUUCUCCUUCAUGGUUAGCUUGGGCGGCUGUGUGGGAUAUUUGCUUCCUGCACUGGACUGGAGCCACAGCCUGCUUUCCGUUUACCUUGGAGGCCAGGACCAGUGCCUCUUCUUUCUCCUCAUCCUGAUCUUCAUUCCCAGCCUACUCAUCACUAUGAAGGUUUCCGAAGAACCGUCCGGUGCCAUCAAGGGCUCGCCUGGGGCCUCAUCUUUGCUGGAACCAGCGGCCGGUGCAUUGGAAGCUGGCCGGUGUGGUGCGCCUUGCUCAUUCUGCUACCUGCUUAAGUGCAAACUAAGGCUGCUCAAGUCUGGACCUCUGCUCUGCUUGCUGAGAACAUGCUGGUCCAUGACCCCCGCCAUUUACAGGAGCUACUGCCAUGUCCCAAGAGUGAUGUGGCAGCUGUGCGUGGCUCAGCUCUGCAGCUGGAUGGCCGUCAUGUCCUUCAUGCUCUUCUUCACAGUCUUUGUGGGCGAAGGCCUGUACGGUGGAGUUCCCAGUGCAGCACCAGGAAGUGUGCCCAGACAAAGAUACGAUGAAGGUAUCCGCAUGGGAAGUUUGGGUUUGGUUCUGCAGUGUGUUACCUCAACCUUCUUCUCAAUGAUCAUGAGUCGAAUGGUUCGCUGCUUUGGGUCCCGCUGGGUUUACCUGAGCAGCAUGGUGAGCUUCACCGUGUCUGCUUUGGUCAUCUGCAUGUCCAAAAGUGUGGUCCUUGUCACAACCAUGGCCGGCCUCACUGGCUACGCAUACGCCGCGUUGCAGACACUGCCCUACACACUCACUUGCCACUACCACCAGGAGAAGAAGGUGUAUAUGCCAAAAAGGAAAACCAAAAACAGCCGCAAAAAUGGUUUUACAACUAAUCGAGACUAUUUGACUCCAGUGGAAGAGAAGAGUAUAUUAAAUAACACGGCUGGCCCCUCCUUUGGAAAUGCCUUCCUCAGCCUGGACAUUUACUCCUCUGCUCCCUUCAACCAGAACGGCUCAGCUCAGAGCUCCGCUGGCCCCGAGCCAGAGGAGCUGGAGUCAGGGUACGAAGACCGCGGCGUGGGCCUGGACUUUGCCAUCUUAGACAGCACCUUCCUCCUCUCUCAGGUUAUCCCCACCCUGCUCAUGGGCACCAUUGCUCAGUUCGCACAAUCAGUCACCACCUAUAUUGCCUGCUCCGUAGUCUUAGGCAUUGUCGCCAUCUAUUUGGCCAAUCAUAUUGUCUUUGAUCAAAAGGAUCUCGAAGGCUGAGACUCAGAUGGGAAACCUCUGAGAAAGAUUGUGGAAGAAUGCCGCGGGGGCUAGGGCGGUGUUUAGCAAUGCACUAUCGCGUAGUGUCCCAGGAGGCCUUGCUCUUAAUUUUGUGCAUUUGCACCUUACCAAAAGUGUGCCAUGAUGAGGCAGUGUAGAAAGAGCGAAUACGGUUAUGUCAUCAGGGACGUGCCCGCUAGCUUGAAUAGCCAAACAUUUUGCCUAGAGUUUUCCUUUUGCCCCACCAGACUUAUUUACACUUUAUUCUAUUCUCGGGUAUAUACAGGGUAUGAAAAUAAAAGGUUGUCCGGUACUACAACACAAGGUUGACACCAAGCGUGAAAAUGGUUGCCUUGUUUCUUCACUCAGCAGACGUGCGCGUGAUCUUGUACUUCACAAAGCCUUGUGCGAAGAAGCUAAACGGUGAUUGGAGAAACGACCAUUCUGUCACAUCCAUUGAGGGCCAAUUCAAUCAACAAGUACGGGAACGCUUCCGACGUACGACAUACCACUCGCGAAAAUCAACCUCUCUUUGUCUCCUCAAAGGCCUGUGGAGCAGUCGGAUCGUUUUUGGCUCAUCGAAUGCAUUUCACUGGCAUGAUGAUAUUUGGGAGAUUUUAGACCUGCGUUUUUUUUUUUUACAUUACUGCUGUCUGACCUGGAACCAAUGCAUAUAUAAUGUACUGUACUGUAUCCCUCCAUUGAUUUUUGUAGCUCUGGUUUAGUGUUAACUAUGAACGGUCAACACAACCCUUUCUCAGAAAUGAAAUUUGUUGCACACUCCGGCUAUCAAAUGUGUCUACAGCCGACUGUGUUUUGCGUUUUAAGUGAAAUGAUGAGAGGUCGCCCCUCCCAACUGUCUCUUUGAAAUAAUAGCGAAGAGAGCUCGAGAGUAGGUUAAACCGCAUCCCUAUAGGAGCGUAUCAUCAGUCUUGGUUCAAGAGGUGGUUUAUUAGAACUGGGCGAUGGAUGUCCCCGAGAGUGCUAAAGCGGACUGCUCUAUCUCUGAUCGAGAUAAACGUUUCAGGUUAGCACUUUAUCGUAGUGCCCUCUUCUUUUCAAUGCAAAUGAUGUUCGCUGCUCCACCUUCAUGUUUCCACAUUCAGUAAGUAUGCCCCUUGACAAUCCCACAAUGACAUUCACAUCUUUCGCCCAUUCCCAAAAUGUGGUUACUCGAGAUGCCAGUAGGCACUGUGAAAGUGUGUGCGCGUUGUGUUUGUUUAUGCGUCUAUGUCAGGGGUGCCCAUUAGGUCGAUCCUGAUCUACCGCUAGAUCUAAGACGGGUCCCAAGUCGAUCCGAGGAGUGUUGAGGAGAAAAAAAACAAACAACCAUUUGUGCGUCUUUGUACAUGUUUGUAAUAUUUUUUUGUGUGUGUAUGUAUACUGCACCCUAAUCAUCUUAUCAGUCUAAUUUUCACCCAAAAAAUAUUGAAAAAAUAAAAUAAAGCAGGUAAAUCUUGAAUUUACGGUGGCGCGUGAUUACGUCACCGGAAGUCUGCAAUUGCAAUUCGUGAUCAGAAAUGUUGCGCUCUGUCUUUUAUCGUCAUUGUUCUCAUUCAGAGUUUGCUUCGUGUACAAUUCACCGAGGGCACGAGCAAAGAAUAGGAAUCCAGGAGGGCCCAGGGACGCACUUUAAAACGGUACGUGUGAGCUACCAUAGUUAACAGGCUGCAAAAGUGCGUCGCAUGCCUCAGUUUCAGGCUGUUUCUCUUUCAUGGCGUGCGUGUGCGUGCACGCGUGUGUGCCUGCGCGCGCAUGUGCCGGUAAUAGUAGAUCCCGGGAGGUUACUUGAUCGAAAAGUAUAUCUUCGAUCCAAAAAGUUUGGGCACCCCUGGACUCUAUGUACCGUAGUCAUGCUCAAUUGUCCAUUUAGUGUCAGCACCAGGCUGUCUUUUCAUUGCACUGUGUUUAUUCUACUUAAGCAGGUUCAUCGAGUUUUAAACACAUGAAUAGUUUUGUCCCAGAACUCAAAGCAAAACUAGUAUUGAGCAGUAGCACAAUAGUUUAAAAAAGUGCCUAUUUUUCUGCCUUUUGUAUUUAUUUAUAAUACUUUUAUUUGGGGGGGAAUCGUUUUUAAAAUAUUGGCCUACAGCAUCUGCUGUUGGUGCAAAGAUGAGGGCUAUAUCUGUGAAAAACAUAAAUUAUUUGUAUAGUGAUAUGCAACCAUUCUUAGUCCUAACUUAUUUUAUCAUGAAAACUGUGCCGUCUACCAUCGGAUGUUUUCUUUCACUCUUAUUUGCCAUGCUGUUAGAUCUUGAUUUAUUUUGUCAACACUUCUUUUAUUGCCAUUAGAAGUCUCCUGUAUUUUUGAAGUUAAAAAAUUAUAUAUAUAAAAUAUUCCCCGAUUCAUAACUUUAAAGGCUGAAGAGGUUUUUAGGCCCCUCCGCAACCAACUGUCUUUUGGGAUUUAUUUUCAAGCCAGUUUAAAGUGCCAAUUUUAGACCCUAACAUUAUGAUAAAUGUGUUUUUAUAAGCAUAUACCACAUGAUAUAACUGAUUGUUGUCAUCGGUGCAUGCAGCCAUGACAGAAAACUUUAUUGUACAUCCAUCAGAUAACCUGACUUCAUAGAUACCGACAUGUGAUCUCCAAACAGCUUUUUAUAAAGAAUAAAACAGAAAAUGGCUGACAA
Messenger RNA from Hippocampus zosterae (dwarf seahorse), 4653 nucleotides. RefSeq names its product solute carrier family 45 member 3 (gene slc45a3). Gene Ontology annotation, cellular component: membrane. Gene Ontology annotation, biological process: transmembrane transport. Gene Ontology annotation, molecular function: sucrose:proton symporter activity. NCBI's taxonomy places the organism in Eukaryota, Metazoa, Chordata, Actinopteri, Syngnathiformes, Syngnathidae. The transcript has 6 exons. The record is from RefSeq and is a predicted model, not a curated record. The coding region runs from base 323 to 2023 and encodes 566 amino acids.